Molecule: messenger RNA, 1452 nt
Organism: Galeopterus variegatus (Sunda flying lemur)
Lineage: Eukaryota; Metazoa; Chordata; Mammalia; Dermoptera; Cynocephalidae
Gene: SPEM2
Product: chromosome unknown open reading frame, human C17orf74
Exons: 3
Coding region: 1-1452 (483 amino acids)
Source: RefSeq, a predicted model, not a curated record
AUGGAAAAUCAGCUGUGGCAUGACACCCUGGGGUGCUGCAGUCAAUACCAAGAAAGCCCCCAGAAUGUUGAGGACAUCUUAUUCCUGCUGCUGGGUCUCAUCAUUCUUGUCAACAUUGGCAUCAACAUGGCAACUGUGAUGUGGCAUGGGCUCCAGAAUGUCUUAGACAAGAUGUUCCAUAGCACUAAUCAGAAAAAUGAAGUACAAGCUACUGAAAGUUCCUCCAGAGAUCCCCCAGCCAAGGCACAGGAUGUCCACAUCCACUGCAUCCUGGACCCUGUACAGGUAAAGAUGGCCCGACCCACACGCUACUCCUCUUCCUCCUGCCACCACCUCUAUAACCGCCGCAGCCACAGUCGUCCCUAUGGUCACCAGAAGAGACCAAAGAACCGUGGAAAAUUCCCCCGUGGCCGCUCAGUCUUCCGUAACCAACAUCACAGAUGCAAGAUGUCACGGCUGCAGCCAAUGCCCUUCUUUGAUGGGGAUGACCAGGACUCCUACCUGGAGGACAAUGACCUGUCCUUCCCACAUCCCAAAUACCCCCAUGGGCGCUGGGGUGGGUUCUAUCAGCGAAUGGGCCUGCCCUCCAAGGUGGGGCUGUGGGGCCGCCAGGGUGGAAUCCUGGCCAGCCUGCCCCCACCCUCCCUCUACAUGUCACCCGAGCUGCGCCGCUUGCCCAAGCGUGUGGAGGCCAAGUCUGAGCUGAGGCUGCAGUCCUACGGGCCCCAUUGCUCACAAUCCCAAAUUUGGGGCAACAUGGAGGCUGAGCAGUGGGCCCUGUCUCCACCACCUCCCCGCCGGCUGCCCCCUAACCCCUACUGGGUCCCUGGCGGACACAGUCCUUACCCCUCAGGGGGCCAGAUACUGUGUGACUCCUGGGAUCAGCGGCGACGUGGUGCAGAGAGCUCUGAGCCCUCACCUGCCUUGGUGUCCCGGAACUCCCGGCCUGACGCCCAGGGCUACCGGGAGCACUAUUCCCCACAGUCCCACCGGCAGAGCCUCCCUAGCCAUGCUCAUAGCCAGCCCAACCGCAGCCCCCACCCAUCCAUGGGACACUUGGGCUGCAGCUCCCGCGAUCCCCACGAGGUACGGCGCAGGGUGGCUGACUGGGCUGAGGCUCUGCCUGCUCGGCAUCCCCUGACCACCUCCACGUCCCUCACCGUGCUGGGCGAGACCUGGUACCAACAGGCCCCAGCUCCCAGCUCAGCCCUGCUCCCCCACUCCUCCCAGCCCCUGCCCGAAGUCCAGUCUGUUGAUCCCACCCCAGCCCCGACCACCUUCGUCCCACUCAGCCGGAAUCCAGGGGGUAAUACCAGCUACCGGGUGUACGACAGCCUGGAGCUGAAGCGGCAGGUGCAGGAGAACAGAGUGCGGGCCAGCUCCCUGCCACCACCAUCCACCUCAGCCUCAAGGCCUUCUCUGCAUAGGAAUCGGACUGGGAAACUUAACUGA